Messenger RNA from Penicillium chermesinum, 645 nucleotides. It is a transcript of the gene srgA, whose product is annotated as Rab family GTPase srgA. NCBI's taxonomy places the organism in Eukaryota, Fungi, Ascomycota, Eurotiomycetes, Eurotiales, Aspergillaceae. The coding region runs from base 1 to 645 and encodes 214 amino acids. The transcript is spliced from 3 exons. The record is from RefSeq and is a predicted model, not a curated record. Gene Ontology annotation, cellular component: plasma membrane; endosome. Gene Ontology annotation, biological process: regulation of exocytosis; protein localization to plasma membrane; protein secretion. Gene Ontology annotation, molecular function: GTPase activity; GTP binding.
AUGGCUGGCACAAGGAACUAUGACUUCCUGAUCAAAUUAUUGCUGAUUGGCGACUCGGGCGUGGGCAAAUCGUGCUGUCUGUUACGUUUCAGUGAAGAUUCAUUCACCCCGUCCUUCAUCACGACCAUCGGCAUCGAUUUCAAGAUCCGUACGAUCGAACUUGAUGGCAAGCGUGUGAAGCUGCAGAUUUGGGACACCGCCGGCCAAGAACGCUUUCGGACCAUCACCACCGCGUACUAUCGUGGUGCGAUGGGGAUCCUCCUGGUUUACGAUGUCACCGAUGAGCGAUCGUUUCAGAGUAAGCACCCCUUGGGCGCCCGAAUAAAAACAGACAUACGCACCUGGUUUUCCAACGUCGAGCAACACGCCAGCGAGGGAGUACACAAGAUCCUCAUCGGAAACAAAUGCGACUGGGAGGAGAAGCGGGCCGUCUCCACCGAGCAAGGUCAGGAACUUGCCGAUGAACUUGGCAUUCCAUUCCUUGAGGUGUCUGCCAAGAACAACAUCAACAUCGAGAAGGCGUUCUAUAACCUUGCAUCGGACAUCAAGAAGGGCAUGGACACCUCAAAGACCGAGCCAAGUCCAGGGCUCGCUAUAGAUAACGGUUCGGGAUUGAACGGCAACUCGGGUGGAAAGUGUUGUUAA